AUGGGAAUUAAUCUUCAGACGACAUCAGCGCUUCCGAUCAUCAUCACGACAGCUGGGACCUCUGGAUCGUCUUCGACGCCAUGUUCCGAGACAAACAGUAGUGUUGUUUCAACAAGGCUCAGUAAAUCUGACGAUUCCUCACAAACAACCGACAAUCUCGUAGCUCCUUCUGGUAAAACGGGUCUUUCAAUCAUUCCAACACCAAUAUCAACAUCUGAAUCAGCUAGUCCUUCAACAUAUAUUAAAUCGACAACCUUUGUUUCCUCGACAUCAUCUUCAACUUCAUCGUCGCCAAAACCCUCAGAAACCUCUAUCUCUUCAGUCUCACAAUCGAGUAACUCAAUUUCCGUCGCCAUACUUCCUACCUCAACACCUAAGCAAACAUGCAAUUCCGGAAGCAAUAAAUUCAUGGCCCGCGAUGACAUGAUGAAUCAAAUCAAUAAAUUCUGUCAAGAGGCUGCUGAACAAGGCACACAAGAUAAAGAUAGCGGCUCAAUACUCCGUACUUACAACCAAGGUGGACACUAUGAAGUUGAUUUGGAAAUUGACUGGCCACCUGGGAUAGAUAUCAUGCAUGAUUUGAAGAACUAUUGCUCUAAUAACAUGACAUCAAUCAUGGAUACCUGUGACUCCGAUGCUGCCAGGAACCCAUCAAAUUGGAAGACCGGCGGUACACUUCAAGUAGACAUAGUUACGUACCGUAUUACUCCUCAAGUCAACCAGAAUUACACAGCAGGAAAAUGUUGGUUUCACCUCGAAGAAUUCAAAAGCUUUCCUGGACCAAGCAACGAACAUGUGAUCUUCGAAGUGCACAUAAGAAAUAUAACAGAUGGUAUUGGAAAUGAUAUUCCGGUUAUGGGGAGUGGAGAAGAUGGCUCAAAAAAUAUUACAAAGGUCGCCGGGGAUGGAAAUCCUUACGUUUUCAACACCACUUUACCUUUUCCUAUUGUCAUUACUCCGGAGCUUAAUGGAAAUCCAUCAGACUACAUUCAAUUUGUAUAUGGAACCCAGUCUUGGACUACAAGCGUGAACUCUGGGAUGCCAAAUUGUAGUGUUGGUGGUUGGGCUAAUCCUGAGACUUCUUUGGGUGCAAUUUCGGUGAGAGCAAAUCGCAACAUGGAUUGUUACUUCUAUUGUUAG
Messenger RNA from Botrytis deweyae, 1140 nucleotides. RefSeq lists its product as uncharacterized. NCBI's taxonomy places the organism in Eukaryota, Fungi, Ascomycota, Leotiomycetes, Helotiales, Sclerotiniaceae. Bases 1 to 1140 code for a protein of 379 amino acids. The record is from RefSeq and is a predicted model, not a curated record. The transcript has 3 exons.